Messenger RNA from Trifolium pratense (red clover), 1647 nucleotides. Its product is annotated as probable FBD-associated F-box protein At5g38565. Bases 92 to 1342 code for a protein of 416 amino acids. Gene Ontology annotation, molecular function: protein binding. Lineage: Eukaryota; Viridiplantae; Streptophyta; Magnoliopsida; Fabales; Fabaceae. The transcript has 3 exons. The record is from RefSeq and is a predicted model, not a curated record.
AAGUUAUGGUGAUCAUCGGAGAGUUAUUAGCGUAAUUUUGGCGGGAAUUUUUCUUAGCGUGAAACCCUAACGGUGUGAAGAAGAAGAAGAAAUGCGGCGGCCGGAGAAUAGGAUAAGCAAAUUACCGAAAGAGAUUCUAUGCCGCAUUCUCUCUUUCCUCCCCACCAAAGAAGCUGUUGCAACAAGCAUUUUAUCCAAGAGAUGGAUUCGUCUCUGGAUCUCUGUUCCCAAUCUCAACUUCACCAACAUCACAAUCAAUAGCAUCAAAUCCAAUAACAAAUUUAACGAAUCUGUUUACUCCGUUUUAGCCUCUCGUGACGGUGCUGGUUAUAAUCUGGACAGUUUCCAUCUCGACAUUCAAUACGUUAAUCAUCACUUUGCUUAUCAUCGCAGUUUUCCACAUGUAGUCAGAUGGAUCAACGUCGUUGUUCGACGCAAUCUAAAGCAUCUUAAUCUCAAUCAUGACAUUGAUGAACCAGAUACUUACGAUCCUGAACGAGACGCUUACUUACCUCAACUGCCUAAGAGCAUUCUCACAUGUAGAACCCUUGUAAGUCUUAAACUCUGUCGAUUCAGUGUGGAGGGUCUUUUGUUUGUUUCUAAAGUUGAAUUUGGAUUUCCCUGUCUCAAAACACUUCAUUUCGAUGAUAUUUACUUCGGUUAUGGUCGAAAUUUUGUUUUGCUUCUAUCUGGAUGUCCAAUUCUUGAGGAUCUACAAUUAUUGAAUAGUUGUCACACUUUGAGUUCUAGAGAUUCUGAGGUUAUUCAAAUGUUUCAAAGCUUAAGCUUACCCAAAUUGACUAGAGCUGAAAUCAUGGAGAGUUUGUGGUCUCAUUUUCCACUGAAAGCACUUUCAACUGUUAAGUCUCUUAGCUUAGAUACAUUGAAGUUGAACACAUAUGACCAGACAGACGAUAAAGAUGAUGAGGAGAAUCCGAAGCAGCGCACUUACAUUGACAUUCCUAUCUUUCAUAAUUUGAUCUACUUGAAGCUCAACAAUAGUUGGAAGUUGGUGGUAAAAAUGCUCCAUCACUGCCCUAAGCUUCAAAGUCUUGAACUUUCCAAGGGCUCAAGAUAUAUCAGUGUUGAUGAUCAAGAAAAUUCGGUAGAAGAACCAGAGUUAGUUCCAGAAUGUGUUUCAUCUUGCCUUAAAACUUGCACUAUUCGGGAUAUAGGAGGCCUAGAAAGUGAGCUUAUCUUACCAACAUUUAUUUUGAAGAAUGCAAGAAUUUUAAAAACCAUGAAAGUAUGGAGCGGAUGGAUGCAAAAAAAGUCUGAAAUAGAAGAGAAAUUGUCCCCAUGCCCGAAAGCCUCUGCAACUUGUCAACUUUUUGUGUAUUGAUAACAUAUAGACCAUGUAAGUUAGAUAGAAAAUUGUCCCCAUCCUGCUGUUCGUUACAUUAGCUUCAAACGUCCAACUGCUGGAUUUGGUGGUUUGAAUUUUUAGCUAUUUUGAGGUCAUGACUUUGUCUCGUUGCACAUGUUCAGAAAAAAUGGUCUUUAAGGGAUUGAGUUAGUACUCGUCUUCUUGUUUAUGACUUCAAUUAGAUCAACUGUUAUCAUAUUUUCUGGGAAUUUGUAUGUUAAAUUCCAAGUUUUAACUAGCCUUCAUUUUUUCAGCUUUAAUUUUGUCCCUGUGUGAUACUG